CUCCUAUGCUCCUAAGUGAAUGCCCUCGUUCUGUCCGUAUUUCGUCUUUGUUGUCUACCUUGCCGGAAAGCACUCGUCAUUUCGUGGUUCAAAACGACGCUACGCCAGUCGAGGCUUUGAUACGGGCGCGACCCCGCACGGUCAGCGCAGGGGGGCUGGUUCGAGGCUGAUUCGAACUGUAAUGACACCAAGGCCAUCUCACCUCCCCUAUUUUGUCCCCCAUCCUAAAUGUUAAGCGCGCGGAUGACGGCUCUUGACUAGCAGACAGCCUACUGGGCACUUCACCACUGUUUGAGAUUCAGUUUGAGCAGGAUGCGGAUUGUCACCUCGUGUGCUUUCUGCCGUUCUCGCAAAAGACGAUGCACGUAUAUUCCGGCACUCAAGUCUUGUAAAGAAUGCCUAUCCAAGGAUGCCAGAUGUAGCUUGAGCAGGCUGAGUAGCAACACGACGGAGACGCAGAGCGGUGGUCGUCGACUUUUGCUGCCUCUGCAACAAAAUUCGCGUAGUCUGCCUGACAGAUCCGCAAGUUCGCCGAUUUCAAUUUAUGAUACACCAAACUACGAAGUCUGUACUGAGCUUGUUACGCUGUACUUUGACAUUAUACAUGACAAGCAGCAUAUCCUAUUCCAUCCUCCAACUUUCCUAACCAGGUACCAUGCUGGACAGGUUCCAGAUUUCCUUGUAUGGGGAAUGGCCGCUCUAAGCUCUCGCUUCUCUGAUCAUGUAUGCUUUGCGUCAGUUCCACGAAAAGAGCGAAGUCGUCGUUGGCUAGACAAGGCUUUGCACGCUUUCUACAGCCGAACUGAUGACAUAUGCAUUUCAGCCUUGCAAGGAACCGUUCUACUGGGAAUGGCAUGCUUUGUCGAGGCCGAAUAUGAAAAAGAGGACUUGCUUUCUGCACAGGCAAUCCGAAUGGUACAAGUGAUGCACUUGCCAGAUAAGACUUGUACAGAUGCUAUCUUGUUUGAGAUCCAAGUUCGUUUAUACUGGCAGGUCUACUUGAUGGAUGCCUGGCAGGCCUCGCGAGCACAGUAUCCCCGCCAAAUUCGCAGUGACCCUGGAAUUCCGAGAAUCAUGGAAGAGAAAGCGUUCUAUCAGCUCCAAGACUAUGUGGCUACCAGCGAUGCUCAGCUCGAUACCGCACACAAUAAGGACGCAAAUCGCAGAGGUCUUUGGAGUACAAUGCUACCACUCUCGGAGAUCCACAGUCGAAUCCAGCAUCUGAACUACGUUUUAUGCGGUUCGAAUGAAGAACCCUACGAAGAACCUGUUCGAGUAGAAGAAAUCGCAGAAGAACUCCAAAAAUGGCACCACGCCCUGCCAACAGAACUGGAGUAUCGAUCCAUGAACAUCAUACGCGUCAAGGAAGACGGUUUGUUUCGUGAGUUUAAUGUGUUACACAUCCUGUAUCACUAUCAGUUCCAGCUGCUCUACUACCAGUAUUUGCAAAAAGACCCUAACGUGGACCCAAAGUCUGCGAUAGCCAUCGAGCGUGAAACUUACGCAGCAGACUGCAAGUAUCAUGCUAAAAGGAUGAGCGAAAUCUUCUGGGCAGCAAACAACCAGAAGGGUACAGAAUGCUUCUGGUCGCCAGUGAACGCCCACCUGCUCGUUGUGGCUUCUACAGUCCACCUCCACACGCUACUUUUCGACACGAGUGAAGAACAUAUGGCACAAACAAAGAAACUCCUCGAACAGAACUUCAGUAUGCUCUUACAGCUGCAAGAAUACUGGCCUAGCGUGGAGUUGGCCAUGAUGCGACUCAGAGCCUUCCACAGGACAUGUUUGCUUAACACGGAGCCGUCUGAGUCUUUCAACAUGGACGAUUGGAAGGCACAGUUCUUAAAUCGAUACCACAUGCCAGUCGACGAUAGAGAGAGCACGACGACACCUGAAGAGGAGUUUAGUGGAUGGAACAGAAAUACACUACAAUCCCUGGGCUAGUAGUGAAGUCGCAUGUUGACAUCAGAUGUUGGUAAAGUCAUUGGCAGCCUGUGGUCUCAAGAUUGACACGCAGGUCACUGAUCAGCUUGGACUUCGAGCACAUCAAUUGCGGCGUCUACCGCAGGUCAUUCUGUACGGCGUUACCGUCCCCAAGAACGAUGAGGAAAUAAUGGUAGCAUACCUGGGUAGAAACCGAGUCGCCCGCACUGCAGAGAGCGCCGGCAUAUUGGACGAACAUCUCGGUAUUGAGAGUUUGAUCCUGAUGGCAGUAAGAUACUCAAAGCUUACCUACCUGGGUAGCCAUGACGAUCCUCAAAUCACCCAACAAACUGGCGCUGCAAUCCCGACCAAUUCGCUCUGUCCCUUUCUCGUCGAUCUCAUUCA
This is a messenger RNA of Boeremia exigua, 2328 nucleotides long. RefSeq lists its product as uncharacterized. Bases 313 to 1944 code for a protein of 543 amino acids. The record is from RefSeq and is a predicted model, not a curated record. The transcript is spliced from 4 exons. Gene Ontology annotation, biological process: regulation of DNA-templated transcription; DNA-templated transcription. NCBI's taxonomy places the organism in Eukaryota, Fungi, Ascomycota, Dothideomycetes, Pleosporales, Didymellaceae. Gene Ontology annotation, molecular function: DNA binding; zinc ion binding; DNA-binding transcription factor activity, RNA polymerase II-specific. Gene Ontology annotation, cellular component: nucleus.